AUGGCGCCAAACAAACGCAAGAAGCCCGUGACGGCCCUCGCGCAUAAACCGUCUGCGACCGCAUCGGCGAAUAUCACGCGCCAAACCAUCAGACGGUAUCAUGUCCUGCUCAAGGAGAAGGCGCGGUUGUUGAAGGGGGGUUCAUCCUCGGUAUCUACGCGGUUAGAUGACAUCGAGCGGGAGAUGAAGGAGUUGGGCGGGUUAGAGGGGUAUCAAGAAAUGUCUGUGAUUGGGCAGAGCAAAGAGAGAGGUGGUGGGAGUGAGAAGGCCUUAGUGGAGUGGUUGAAGGAGUUGGGCCAUGGGAUGACUCAGUCAAACGGGAGCAUGCAGCAUGAGACGGUCGAUCUACUUGAAGUUGGCGCUCUACAUCCAGGCAACUACGCCCGCUGGUCCAAAUGGAUCCACAGCAUGCCUAUCGAUUUACAUUCUCGACAUCCAGACAUCAAAGAACAGGACUUCCUCAAGCUCGACCCUGUCGAGAACGACGGGAAAUGGGACGUGAUCAGUUUGAGCUUAGUGCUCAACUUUGCAAGCAUGCCCUUCGACCGAGGCAAGAUGCUCUCCCUUGCACAUGGUUGUCUAAAGGGCACCGGGUCAUCGUACCUGUUUCUGGUCCUUCCCCUGCCCUGCGUAAUGAACUCAAGGUUCCUCACGCCGGAGCAUCUUAACUCGCUCAUGAACGCCAUUGGGUUCGAUCUCGUGAAAGAGAAGUGGAGACCAGGCGGGAAGGUGGCUUAUUGGCUAUGGAGGAAGAAGGGCCGGCCUGACAGGAAGGGAGGGGCGUUCACCAAGAAGCGAGUGUUGCACGAAGGCUCGUCAAGGAAUAACUUCACCAUCUUAUGGGACGGUAGUUGA
Dacryopinax primogenitus is the source of this 855-nucleotide messenger RNA. RefSeq lists its product as uncharacterized. Gene Ontology annotation, molecular function: rRNA (adenine) methyltransferase activity. The transcript is spliced from 3 exons. Gene Ontology annotation, cellular component: nucleolus. NCBI's taxonomy places the organism in Eukaryota, Fungi, Basidiomycota, Dacrymycetes, Dacrymycetales, Dacrymycetaceae. The record is from RefSeq and is a predicted model, not a curated record. Bases 1 to 855 code for a protein of 284 amino acids.